UCCGCCGCGGCGGCGGCGCCAUGUUGGCGGCGGCGCGGCGGCAUGUGGCGUGCGCUGUCUCCGGCGGGGUGGACAGCGCCGUGGCGGCGCUGCUGCUGCGCCGCCGAGGCUACCAAGUGACAGGCAUCUUCAUGAAGAACUGGGACCCUCUGGAUGAACAAGGAGCUUGUUCUGUUGACAAAGAUUGUGAGGAUGCUUACCGGGUUUGUCAGAAGCUUGAUAUUCCUUUUCAUCAGAUUUCAUAUGUGAAAGAAUACUGGAAUGAAGUAUUCAGUGACCUCUUAAAAGAAUACGAACUGGGAAGGACUCCUAAUCCUGAUAUUGUGUGUAACAAGCACAUCAAAUUCAACUACUUUCUUCACUAUGCUAUGGAUAACCUUGGAGCAGAUGCAAUUGCUACUGGGCAUUAUGCUAGAACCUCACUAGAGGAGGAGGAAGUUUUUGAGCAGAAGCAUAUUAAAAGACCACAGGGGCUUUUCAGAAACCGUUUUGAAGUUAGAAAUACUGUAAAACUCCUUCAAGGAGCUGACCUCUUUAAAGACCAGACCUUCUUCCUAAGUCAGAUCUCACAGGAUGCUUUGAGGAAAACCAUUUUUCCUUUAGGGGAUUUAACCAAAAGCUUUGUAAAGAAGAUUGCAGCGGAACAUGGCCUUCAUCAUGUGCUAAAGAAAAAAGAGAGUACUGGAGUUUGUUUCAUUGGUGAAAGAAACUUUGAAAAAUUCCUUCUUGAGUAUUUAGAACCUCAACCAGGUAACUUUGUUUCCAUUGAAGAUCAGAAAGUGAUGGGAACACACAAAGGUUGGUUCCUCUACACAAUAGGCCAGAGGGCUAGGCUAGCAGGCCUGAAGGAUGCUUGGUUCGUUGUAGAUAAAGAUGUUAGCACUGGAGAUAUCUUUGUGGCACCAUCAACAGAUCACCCGGCACUGUACAGAGACCUACUGCGGACAAAUCGAGUGCAUUGGAUAGCAGAGGAGCCUCCUGCAGAGCUCAUUAGGGAUAAAAUGAUGGAAUGUCAUUUCAGGUGUCGACACCAGAUGGCACUGGUGCCUUGUGUGCUGACUUUAAACCAAGAUGGCAGUGUGUGGGUGACUUUAGUGAAGCCAGAAAGAGCUCUCACACCUGGGCAGUUUGCUGUGUUCUACAAGGGUGACGAGUGCUUGGGUAGUGGGAAGAUCCUAAGACUGGGUCCAUCAGUGUAUACCUUGAAACAGGGCAAAAACCGAGAGGAAAGCGCGAAGAAGGAAGAGAUUGACAAGAUAGAACCAGCAACGUAACAUGUAAAUUUAUUUGCUGAUGGACUUUGGAGAAUUUGUAGCCUGAGAAUAAUAAAAGCAAUAGCAACACCUUUUUUUUUUUUGUUGACCUGUAAUAUUCAAAUGGUCAGUUGAGUGUCUAGUUCCACCUCUUGACUGUUAGUGCAAAACAGAUUUAAAACAAAAAACAGUUCAGUAUAAUUUCAUUGAACUUGAUGCUAAUAAGUGUCAAGGAAUAUCUUAAAAUUGCUCUGUAAUAAUAGUUAUACAUACAAGAAUUUUAAUAUAAAACAAUCAUGUCUGACAACAUAAACCUCUAAUGCAUAAGUGAAACAACAUACAAAAGGAGUGGUUAUUGAACUCUGGAGAAGGAAUGAGUGAUAUUUAAGUUCAGCAUUUUGCAUGAACUAUAAGCAACGGAUAUUUAUUUUUCACUUUAUGUAAUUCUAUAAAAGCUGUUUUAGACUCUUAAACUGUAUGCAGUUGUGGUUUAACAUGUUUAAUAUAAUAAAGAAGUACAAAUCUAGGGACUUGAAAAGAGUCUCAAUACUUCUUAAGUUCCUCAUGGAACUGAUUAAUUUUUUUAUUAGCUACUCAGGGCAGAUAUUGUCUAUUUUGUCUUUGGAGAAGAGAAUGCAUUGUUAGUGAUUUAGAAAAAUACAAAUGCAUAUGCAUUUCCUUAUUAUAAAGUUAACUAAAUGCAGACUGUAUAAUAAUUGGGUGUUAGAUCAUACCGUAAGGUAAAAUGGGGCAGUAUUAGGAAAAACUGAUACCUGUGCCCAAAUUGUCCGAAGAGUUAAAAUGACUGAGUGUGCGUUGAGGAUGCUCUAAGAGUAUUAUAAACAUUUAGUACAAUGGGUCAACAAAAUGGAAAUCCUAUAUUUCAGCAUGAUAAAAGAAAGCAACUCAUUAAAGUGCAGCCAUGCAGGAACAAGACUUUUUAGAUAGAUGUAGAAUUUUGAAAUAUCUGUGUCGAAUUUGCUCAAUAAGAAAGCUGUAACACAAACAGAGCUUUUGAGCAAAUAUGUAGGCUUGGAUUACAUGUAGUCUUCUUUUCUUUUGUCCUAGUGUCUUUAUGGGAAGGAAGGAAAAGAAUUCCUUCUACUUUGUAACAACAACAACAAAAAAAGUCUCUGGACUCCAAAGCGUGGAAAUAGAAGGGGAGGACAUGCUUUGGUAUCCAAUUGCCAGUCUCUUGCUUAGUUAAACAGACUGUUCAGGAAGCCCCAUUAAAAAAAAAAAAAAAAAAAAAAAAAAGACUAUAAUAAUCUUUAAUAGUCUAAUAAUCUAUUGAUCUGACAUUUCAGUGUAGCUGACUGAGGAGGGGGGAAAAGCCAUCCUUUCCAUUAGUGCCAAGAUAAAUUAAAUUUCUGUCUGUAGGGUGCCGCUCUAUGUGGAGAUUAACUCUAAAGGCUGUUCAUGUUUCAUCUCAGCUCUUAAAUUCUGUUAGGUUAGUAAUGUAAUGAGUCUGAGUAUUGUUUUUUACGUUUUUUCCAGCAUUGUCCUUAUCUUUCCCUGAAAUUUUUGCCUUUGCAAAAUGUGAACUUAAAGAGUUAAUGAUCUAUAUUUUUCUCAUCUGAGUUUUCCAGUAAACGUCCCAAUAAAAUCUUCACAAAUGUUUUGUGUAA
Messenger RNA from Rhea pennata, 2881 nucleotides. It is a transcript of the gene TRMU, whose product is annotated as tRNA mitochondrial 2-thiouridylase. The transcript has 11 exons. The record is from RefSeq and is a predicted model, not a curated record. Bases 21 to 1274 code for a protein of 417 amino acids. Gene Ontology annotation, cellular component: mitochondrion. Gene Ontology annotation, molecular function: sulfurtransferase activity. NCBI's taxonomy places the organism in Eukaryota, Metazoa, Chordata, Aves, Rheiformes, Rheidae. Gene Ontology annotation, biological process: tRNA wobble position uridine thiolation.